CAGAUAGGAUGGACGCACGUGUGCAUCAGCGCCCUCAUCACUCGGCGCUAUGGCAUCGAUGUUUGGCAAAAAAUCAUGCAGAAGGCCGGUCUCGCUCCAGAUGCCGAGAUUGACGUACAGACAUAUUACGACGACACGGAUACAAUGCGAAUCUUCAGAAGUGCGGCAGACAUUCUAGGGAUUUCUGUGGAUGAUAUGUGGGAGAUGUACGGCGAAUUUCUAAUCACAUAUGCCUGCGAAACUGGCUGGGAAAAAAUGUUGUUUUGCAUGGCGAACAACCUUCAGGAAUUUCUGGACAGUCUGAACUCAAUGCACUACUUCAUCGACCAAAUCGCCUUCAAAUCCGAGAUGAGAGGACCGACUUUCCAGUGCGAGUCGGUCGGCGACGGCUCUCUGCGUCUGCACUACUUCUCGCAUAGACAAGGCUUAUUUCCAAUCGUCAAAGGACUUGUUCGUCAAACGGCACAUGUGUUGUUCGACAUAAAUGUGGUUAUCAACUUCGUCGAGCGAUCACAAGAAAGGAGGAAAGGUGGCCUGGUGGAGCACGUGGUGUUCUGCGUGGAGCCGGACGAGGAACACCGUCCCGGCAAGCGGCUCGCCCACAAGUUUAAGCGGGAUACUCGCGCCCUCAGCAGCCUUGCCGUGAAUCUGAGCGAUUUCUCCCGUAUAUUCCCCUACCAUAUUUGCUUCAACAGACAGAUGAUUGUUGAACAUGUCGGAGGUCAACUGCUCAUGGAAAAUGAUUUGUCUUGCAAAAAAAUGGUCAAACUGACCGAGUUGGUACAGCUCAUCCAGCCGGCCGAUAUUCAGCUUACUCAUAAGAACAUCAUGUCCUACUUAAAUACGUUGUUCAUCGUCCAGCUGAAACAUCACAGCAAAAGGAGUGAAGUCGGUAAAGAAUCCAGUAAGGCGUUCCACCAACCGCUUUGUCUGAAAGGUCAGAUGAUUUCCAUAAAUGAAGGAAAUUCGAUAAUGUUCCUUUGUUCUCCUCACGCCACCACCAUUCGGGAUAUUCUGAAUCUGAAUCUGUUCAUCUCUGACAUGCCGAUACAUGACGCCACCCGCGACCUCAUAAUGCUAAACCAGAGUCGAAUGUCUCAAAUAGAACUCAACAAACGUUUGGAGGAAACUGUAAAGAGUUUGAAAUCAUUGGCUGAAGAGCUAAAGUCCAAGAAGCAGCAAACCGAGCAUCUGCUUUACGAAUUUGUACCGCCGAUGAUCGCCGACGCUCUUCGUCUAGGCAGUCCUGUUCCUGCCCAAGAAUAUGGAGAUUGCACAGUUAUGGUCACAGACAUCCCAGAUUUCUAUACAAUUACCGGUUGUUGCAAACCUAGCAAGAUAAUUGACAUCUUUGCAACGCUUUUCAAACAGUUCGAUCACCUUAUUGAUAAACAUGAGUGUUACAAGGUUCUGUCGUUGAUGGAUAGUUAUCUAGUCGUAAGUGGAGCACCAAAAUCUAAUGAGCUUCAUGCUGAGAGCAUUCUCAAUCUAGCCAUCGGUGUUGUGUUCUCUGGUCAUCAAGUCAUUGUUCCCGACACCAAAUAUCUGUUACAGGUACGAGUUGGCAUCAGUUCUGGCUCAAUCGUGGCCGGUGUGGUUAGCUACAAUAAGCCGAGGUACUGUGUGUUUGGACAAACAGUGAACGUCGCCAAACAAACGUGCGCGUUGAGCCAGCCGGGCAAAAUCCUCGUUACGAACUUAGCUCGAACCAUGGUGGAAGAACACCAAAGAAGCGCCUUUGUUUUCGAGCAGCACCAGUUCUUGGAGUACGGAGCAAUGAAAAUCCAGACGUAUAUUCUUGUCAAAAACGAGAGGAAAAGUGUGUGGGAGAUAGCUGAUGCUAUAAAAGGUGCUGACCAAUCUAUCGACGGCUACAAAGAACUGCAUAACAAUGAAGGAGCCGCAAUAUGGGAGAAAACCCGUAUCGAUGUAAUCGACACUCUUCGUUUCCGGCCAUCACGUACACAGCGAACACUAACUAGGCUGCAAUCAAUGAAGAGAAAGUUCGGAGCACCGCAGAACAACGAUAUCUGCGUCUCGAUCAGUGAACCCAAUGAGGAUUCGGUCGUUUGCAACAUUAUGUAG
Messenger RNA from Angiostrongylus costaricensis, 2085 nucleotides. NCBI's taxonomy places the organism in Eukaryota, Metazoa, Nematoda, Chromadorea, Rhabditida, Metastrongylidae. The record is from the annotation of a GenBank genome assembly.